Molecule: messenger RNA, 1778 nt
Organism: Arabidopsis lyrata subsp. lyrata
Lineage: Eukaryota; Viridiplantae; Streptophyta; Magnoliopsida; Brassicales; Brassicaceae
Product: UDP-rhamnose/UDP-galactose transporter 1
Exons: 6
Coding region: 332-1531 (399 amino acids)
Cellular component (GO): Golgi apparatus
Molecular function (GO): UDP-galactose transmembrane transporter activity; antiporter activity
Source: RefSeq, a predicted model, not a curated record
GAAGAAUUUAUACAACUCCAAAGAAAAGCAUCAAUGGUGGAAGAAGCUUGCUUGUGAGAUUAUAUUCAGCGACGUCGAGUGAAGAAGCAGUGAACCAUAAGUAGAAGAGACAGAGAGAGAGCAAGCGAGAGUGAGAGAAAGAGAUACGUGUGUGUGUGUGUGUUUUCGCUUUUUGGCUUUCUUCGCCGAUUCCACGAACGGCGUGAAUCGACUUUUCUCCAGAUCUCAUCUCUUCAAAAUCUGCAGGCGAAUCGAGAUUUGUCAGAUCUCGUUUUCGCUUGCACGAGAUUUCAGAUCUGAUAGUGUCGGUGUUCAAUUUUCUUCAAUUCAAAUGGAGAAACCGGAGAGCGAGAAGAAAUCGGCUGUUUCCGACGUCGGUGCAUGGGCUAUGAAUGUAAUCAGCUCCGUUGGAAUCAUCAUGGCUAAUAAACAGCUCAUGUCUUCCUCUGGUUUCGGAUUUGGCUUUGCUACAACUCUUACGGGAUUUCACUUUGCCGUCACUGCACUUGUUGGUAUGGUGUCAAACGCUUCGGGAUUAUCAGCAUCAAAGCAUGUUCCUCUUUGGGAGCUUCUCUGGUUCUCAAUUGUUGCUAAUAUCUCCAUUGCUGCUAUGAACUUCAGCCUUAUGCUCAACUCUGUUGGCUUCUAUCAGAUUUCGAAAUUGAGCAUGAUUCCGGUGGUAUGCGUGUUGGAAUGGAUUCUACAUAGCAAGCAUUAUUGUAAAGAAGUGAAAGCUUCUGUAAUGGUUGUGGUUAUUGGUGUUGGGAUUUGUACUGUGACUGAUGUCAAAGUUAAUGCUAAAGGUUUCAUUUGUGCAUGCACUGCCGUUUUCUCCACUUCUCUGCAGCAGAUUAUCAGUGGUAUCUUGAGGACCUUUUGUCUCUUUGAUUUCGAUUUAUGUCUGAUCUGUAUGUUAAGCCUCCCAGAUCUGAAUUCAAAGGCUAUGUUUGUUAUCAUCCGUAAAACUGGGCGUACACAUUUCUGUUGUGCUUGCUGGAAUCCUGAAAAGUCUAUAGGCUCUCUGCAGAAAAAAUACUCAGUAGGAUCCUUUGAAUUGCUGAGCAAAACAGCCCCAAUCCAAGCUAUUUCACUUCUCAUCUUUGGCCCCUUUGUUGACUAUUUCUUGAGUGGCAAAUUCAUAUCUACUUACAAGAUGACUUAUGGUGCCAUCUUCUGCAUUCUUCUCUCUUGCGCCUUAGCUGUUUUCUGUAACAUAAGUCAAUAUCUCUGCAUUGGAAGAUUCUCAGCGACAUCAUUCCAAGUUCUAGGCCACAUGAAAACAGUAUGCGUCCUCACAUUAGGUUGGCUUCUCUUUGAUUCCGAGAUGACAUUCAAGAACAUCGCCGGGAUGGCCAUAGCCAUUGUUGGAAUGGUGAUCUAUAGUUGGGCGGUUGAUCUAGAGAAACAGAGGAAUGCAAAGUUAACGCCACACGGCAAAAACAGUAUGACCGAAGAUGAGAUUAAGCUACUCAAGGAAGGAGUUGAGCAUAUCGACUUGAAAGACGUUGAGCUCGGUGACACUAAACCAUAAGGGUGUGCUUAUACCCAUUUGAAAUUUACACGUCGAAACUGAUUUUAAUUCUUUAUACAAAUAUUUCCUUUGUGUGCCAUUUACUUGUUCAUUCCACCACAUUCUACAUGUCUGAGACCAUUUUGGGCUUCUCAGAAAGCCCAUAAAUCCUUCUUUGCUUAAGGAGAAGGCCCAUCCUUGAAUAGUGAAUGUCCUAUAUAGUAAGUAAUACAGAAAUGUCAACUGAAGCAUGUGAUUUUAUUCAUUU